CUCCUUUUUUGGAACCUAAUGGGGUUCUUGUUUGGUGAGCUACAAUCCAGCUGUCAUCUAUUUGCCUUGCCUUGGAUCGUGGAGUGCUCGUUGCUGUCUUCUCGGAUGCUCUCCUAUCUCCUUUUUUGCUUUCUGGGUAUUUAUUUACCAUGAAAAACGCUCAAACGUAGCUGCUGUUUUCUCAGUUUCAGGCGGAAUUCAGAACAGUCUGUUUUUCUAGGGCCAUGAAGUGUUUUAAUUUCUCUAGUAAAGAGAAGAAUGAAGAACCAAAGACUACAAAAUCCAUUUCUGCCCUGUCCUCCACUACCACUUCAGUUUCCAUGUCAACUGACCAAGAUAUGAAGAGGUCUGGAUCUGAGUUCAAUUCUCAGAAUGUCUCAGAUUUUAGCACAGAAUCCUCCACAAAGAACUCAUUUGCUGCUUUGUCUCAAAGGCACACUAAUCUCAGAGUGUUCACAUUCACAGAGUUGAAGGCAGCUACAAAGAAUUUCAGCCACUCUGUAAUGAUUGGAGAAGGUGGAUUUGGUGGUGUAUACAGGGGUGUAAUCCGGAGCACAGGGGAUCCAAAAGAGAAAAUAGACAUUGCUGUUAAACAGCUGAGCAGAAGAGGGUUGCAGGGUCAUAAAGAAUGGGUGACGGAAGUAAAUGUUUUAGGAGUUGUUGAACACCCAAAUCUUGUCAAAUUAGUGGGUUACUGUGCUGAAGAUGAUGAAAGAGGAAUCCAGAGGCUGCUGAUAUAUGAAUAUAUGCCCAACAGGAGUGUGCAGGAUCACUUAUCAAGUCGGUCUCAAUCUCUUCCUUGGACCACAAGAAUGAAAAUUGCCCAAGAUGCUGCCCGAGGCCUAGCAUUCCUCCAUGAGGGAAUGGAUUUUCAGAUUAUUUUCAGAGAUUUUAAGCCCUCAAAUAUACUUUUGGAUGAACAAUGGAAUGCAAAAUUGUCAGACUUUGGGUUAGCCAGGCUUGGGCCUUCAGAUGGCUUAAGUCAUAUCUCCACUGCGGUUGUUGGAACCAUUGGAUAUGCAGCACCGGAAUACAUUCAAACUGGGCGUCUCACAUCAAAAAGUGAUGUAUGGAGCUAUGGAGUUUUCCUCUAUGAACUCAUAACUGGUAGGCGCCCUUUGGAUCAAAGCCGCCCCAAGAGUGAGCAAAAACUCUUGGAAUGGAUUGGGCCACACCUAUCUGAUAUAAAGAAGUUCAGGCUGAUCUUAGACCCAAGGCUUGAAGGGAAGUACUGUCUCAAGUCUGCACACAAACUUGCAAUGAUUGCAAACAAGUGCUUGGUGCGACAAGCAAAAGCACGCCCCAAAAUGAGUGAAGUCCUCGAGAUGGUGAACCAAAUCAUGGAUGCCACAGAUACAGGCAGCCCCUUGCCCCCCAUGAAGAGUUUGAAACUGAAAGAUGUUACUAAAGUGUCCAAAAGCAAGCAGUUAAAAAGAAGGUUCAUGGAUCUGAUAACUAGAGAGAAAGGAUGCUUGAUGUUGAGAUGAAGCUUGUAAAGACAUGUUAAGCCAUGAGUCAAACAAAGAGAAAUGGCAGAUUGGUCUUGUUAAUUGGAUUGAGUAGCACGUGUAAGUUGAUCUUUACCCUUGAAGGUGUAUUGCAUAAUACAAUUGUAAAGUUGAGUUUAGUUUGAGUUCAGUUCAGUUGAUGCUUUCCAACUAUAGACCAUAUGAUAGAACAUAGGAGACUGAACGAGGAUUAAGUAAGGAAGAUCACCAAGUGUGUAAAAUUAUCCAUUAAAUAAAAGAUAUUCUUGUUG
Molecule: messenger RNA, 1759 nt
Organism: Rubroshorea leprosula
Lineage: Eukaryota; Viridiplantae; Streptophyta; Magnoliopsida; Malvales; Dipterocarpaceae
Source: the annotation of a GenBank genome assembly